AUGGGCAUGGAUCACUACAGGAUUUUAAAGCGGCUGGGCGGGACGACGGUGACACAUCUGGCGGUAGACAAGCAGAAUGAGAAGAAGGUGGUCAUCAAGCGCUUGAUGGAUGGGACGCAAGGUGUGCAGGAGUUGAACGUGUCGUUGCGGGUGCGGCACCCGAACAUCAUACCUUUUUUGGAGUCGUUUGUUCACGAUGGGGCGCUCUACGCCGUGCUCGCCUACGCGGAGGGCGGAGACCUUGAGGCGCACCUCGAGCAGCUGCAGCGCAAAAAGAGGCCGCUGCAGCUGCUGCGGGUGCUGCGUUGGUUUAAGCAGCUUAUUGAGGCGCUGCAGUGCUGCCAUCAGCAAAACAUCGUGCACCGUGACGUGAAACCCAGCAACAUCUUUCUCAACGCCGACGCGACGGAGUUGUACCUCGGCGACUUCGGCUCCGCCAAAGCGCUGCUGCGCUCGGCCUUGCUGACGUCCACCUUCGUCGGCACCCCGAUCUGGACCUCCCCUGAGGUGCUGACAGGGACACCACACGGCUUCUCCUCCGAUGUAUGGUCGCUGGGCUGCGUCUUCUACGAGAUGGCUGCACUGCGGCGGCCCUUCACCGCAACUAACUUUGCCGGCCUCGUGCAGCAGAUCACCUCCGGCGACAUCUCCCCGCUGCCCCACUCCACCCCAGACGAAAUCCGCAAAAUUACGAUGUCCAUGCUGCGUGUGGACCCGGGAAAACGGUGGAGUCUUGCAAAGGCGCUGGCGCUGACGGAGCAGGCCAUUAAAACCAAAGCCCACCCUCCGCCGGCCGCAAAGGGCGCGGCAGAGCGCGAGAAGAUUGAAAGGACCCCACCGCCGAGCAUCCCCAGACGUGCGGCGGGUGCGAAUCCACAGCGAAAACAACCACCCCAGCUGCCCCAGCUGCCCCAGCGGCCCCUGCUGGCGAAGGCAGCUCCGGCAUUGGAAGCGCACCGUGACGGGGCGGUGGCGGAUACCAAACUAGAGGAGUGGAUUCACGCACGCAACCACGACAUGGGCGUCAUUGAACGCUACCUGACGAAGUUUCGCCAGUCUGACGAACAGACUUUGGCACCAUCACCCCCCUCAGUAGUAGACGCCCAGCGCGACCGCGGCCGCGAUCGACGGCGAAGCAGCGUGGCGACAUCACCCGAGCGAACGACGCUGCCGCCUGCGGAGGCGCGAGACGACGAGCCCCGCUUAAGGCCGGACCUCGUGCUGGGCGUGCGGGCGCAUGUAACGGCCCAGCCGCCACCACGCAGCGGUGCAGCUGUUCAACCACAACGCCGCACCGCGAGUAUAAAAAGCAACGCCAAGAAAAAGGAGCAAAACGAGACGCCGGGAAAGAUGAACGUCUCACCUUUAAUCCGCCAACAAUCCGCCGCCCGCAGCGUGAGCGGGAACGCCCUGCAUGCACCCAAACGAAUCAAGAGCAGCCACUCACUGGCGGGGCGGCGGGCUCCUUCCCCCGCGCCGCCACUGCAGCAGGAGGAAGGAAAACGGUUGAGCCGCGAAAAACGUGAGAAGGAACGCGCACACAUGCUUGAAAUGAUACGGGAACAAAAGGCAAAGGCGCAACAAGAGCGCAAGAUAAAAGGCAAAGCCGAGGCCCGGGACGCUGUGGCGGUGGAGAUAGUCCUGCCUGCCAAUUUGCGCCAAGCAGGAGGCGCAGAAUAG
Molecule: messenger RNA, 1680 nt
Organism: Trypanosoma rangeli
Lineage: Eukaryota; Euglenozoa; Kinetoplastea; Trypanosomatida; Trypanosomatidae
Product: putative serine/threonine protein kinase
Exons: 1
Coding region: 1-1680 (559 amino acids)
Biological process (GO): protein phosphorylation
Molecular function (GO): ATP binding; protein kinase activity
Source: RefSeq, a predicted model, not a curated record